This is a messenger RNA of Drosophila gunungcola (fruit fly), 913 nucleotides long. Its product is annotated as hypodermin-A-like. Gene Ontology annotation, biological process: proteolysis. The coding region runs from base 53 to 826 and encodes 257 amino acids. The record is from RefSeq and is a predicted model, not a curated record. The transcript has a single exon. Lineage: Eukaryota; Metazoa; Arthropoda; Insecta; Diptera; Drosophilidae. Gene Ontology annotation, molecular function: serine-type endopeptidase activity.
CCAUAUCUUAUAAAUUGUAGCGGCCAUUUACUAUAGAACUCAAAUUACUAAAAUGAUCCAGUCAGCUUGUAUACUUUUUCUAUGGAUUCUUCCCUGGUUGGCAACUGCUCAGCUCGACAGCUGUGGGAUCAUGGGCAACGUGACAAUGGUGGAGGAUGUGCCAUGGCAGGCAUCAAUUCAGUCUGACGGCAACCACAUUUGCAGCGGUGCUAUCCUCAGCACCAAGCACAUAGUCACGACCUCGGAUUGCGCAUCAAAGAGUCCACUGUCUAACCUAAAGGUCGUCGUAGGCAAUUCCAUUAGGCUCUCGGAGUCCGGAACUGUAGCGGGGGUUUGCAAAGUGACCAUCCACCCCCAGUCUGGCAAGAAAAAGUACGUCAGCAAUUUGGCCUUGCUGAACCUGUGCGAGCCACUGAAACCCUCGAACAAGAUCAAGGAAAUCCAGCUUAUCGACAAGCAGCCCGAUCUGCUGGCUAAAGCCACAGCUUCCGGCUUUGGCGCCCUCGGAUGGUGGGGCUUGACAAAAAAAAAAUGUUGGUCCGUUUCAUCGGCGGUCCUGCGAAAACGAGAUGUCAAGCUCUACGACGUAAAGGCAUGCAUCUCUGAACGAGUUGGUUGGUUUGGUAAGGCCUCUGGCAUCACGGAUCAGAACAUUUGCGCCGCCAAGCAGGACAAGGGCUGCUCCUUCGACAAGGGCUCUCCGCUGGUCAUCGAUGGCAAGUUGGCGGGCGUAUUAGCCCUGGGCGAUUGUUCCAAGAAGCCCGAUGUCUUUGUCAAUUUGAUCCAUCACACCAACUGGAUAAAAGAUAAUACUAAGGAAAAUUAAUGGACAAACAUCAAUGCCAUCUUGUUACGUGAGACUAUUGUACCCAAGUCUAUGAAAUAUAUUUAUUAGUGAUUAUAAGCUAAUCUA